AGCUGACAAGAGAGAGAAAGAGUGAAAUAAGCGCGCUCCAACUAGUACCGCUCUUCCACUCUCACUUUUUCAUGCCUUUCUAAGCGUGCGUUCUCAAGUCAGUUCCGCGUUUGGGAUUGUGAUCGUGCCGGAAAAUACUUAAAAAUCAAACGGAAAAGGUGUCGCCCAGGUGUGUAGUGAAAAGUCCCAAAAAGUGCGUUACAGCUUUCAAUGAGCAAACGCGUGGGCGAAGUAAGAGGCAAAAUGGCGGAAAAAAGCAGAUCGGCGAAGAAAAAGUGCGCACAUAUGAUUGGUCGCGACCGCCCGUACUACGAUUCGCUGAUGGAUCAGCUCAAUGGCAUCCUCCUGCCCGGCGGGGCCGUCUUCAUCGAUCAGGCCGACGUCCAGUCGCGGCCCGACCUCACAAACGAUUGUGUGCGGACCGCGGAAUUCAUAUACCAGCUGGCCAUGGAGCGGAAUAUGAGGGCCAGCGAUCCGGAGGAAUACUUUCCGCUGUGGGGCACCUGUCUGGGGAUGCAGCUGCUGCUCAUCUACGCGGCCCAGAACACCAAGGUGCGCACCAAGUGCGAGAGAAUGAAGAAGGCCCUGCCCCUGUGCCUCACCGAGGACUACGGCCAAUCGAAGCUCUUCAUGGACAUGCCGGAGAAGUGCUUUGCCAGCCACCAGCACGGAUACUGCAUCACCAAGGAGAGUUUGCAGGAGUUUGGCCUUGCCACCGACUGGCAGACCCUGGCCCUGCAGAAGGACCCCGCUGGAUGCGAGUUCAUCAGCCUCAUCGAGCACCGGCGCUAUCCCAUUUUCGGCUGCCAGUUCCACCCGGAGCGGGCCGCCUUCGAGCAGCUCUACGCCUGCGAGGACACCAGCAGCGAGGCCCAUAACCGGCAAGGCAUCGAGCUGGCCGAGCGCCUGGCCAGCCGCUUCGUCGACGCCUGCCGCCGCAACGGGAACCGAUUCGCCAGCGCGGAGCUCAAGUCGCGCCAUCUCAUCUGGAACUUUCAGCCCGAGUUCUGUGGCAAGCACAAGGGCUCCAACUGGCUGCAGUGCUACCUUUUUGAGAGGGAUGUGGACUAUCCGAAGGAAUAGGAUUAAAGAUACUCGCUGCAAAUGCUGCUACCAAAGCUAUUACUCAUAUACAUAUGUAUUGCUUUUUCCUUUUUCCAUUUCCCCAUUGACUUUGUCAUAUUUAUUUCAUAUUCUAUUGCCCCUAUUG
Molecule: messenger RNA, 1210 nt
Organism: Drosophila obscura
Lineage: Eukaryota; Metazoa; Arthropoda; Insecta; Diptera; Drosophilidae
Gene: l(3)72Dr
Product: gamma-glutamyl hydrolase
Exons: 2
Coding region: 211-1083 (290 amino acids)
Biological process (GO): tetrahydrofolylpolyglutamate metabolic process
Cellular component (GO): vacuole
Molecular function (GO): gamma-glutamyl-peptidase activity
Source: RefSeq, a predicted model, not a curated record